UCUCUCCACCUCAGUCUACACAGCAUCACUCAAUCUCUCACUCACAGCAUCAAAGUGAUCCCAAUCAUCGAGCUCUCUAGCUAAUCGAGCCUCGACGAGAAGAAAGAACAAGGAGAUAAUGGCGGCCGCAGCGAAGGCGUCGUGGAUGGUGGCCAUGAGCGUGGGCGCCGUGGAAGCGCUCAAGGACCAGGCGGGCCUCUGCCGCUGGAACUACGCGCUGCGCUCCGUCCACCGGGCCGCCAAGGCCAACGCUCCCAGCUUCGCGCAGGCCAAGAAGCUGGCCCCGGCGGCGGAGAGGAGGCGGGCGGACAAGGCCGAGGAGGGGAUGAGGACCGUCAUGUUCCUCAGCUGCUGGGGACCUAAUUAGUUAGUCAUGGGUCUCUUUUCUUUUCUUUUUCCCCAUCUUCAGUGACUGAGCUUGGCUUGAGAUCAUUGCCGGUUGCUUCCCUUGAUCCCUUCCCUGAUUUGUAAAUAUCCGAUGAUGAUGAUGAUGAUGAUGAUGAAAAGUUCUCUCACUCGGUUUCAGUACAUGAAUGCCUAUCCUACUGUACUGGAAUGGGAAAUAAAAUUGCUCCAGUUUAUAACAA
This is a messenger RNA of Panicum virgatum (switchgrass), 587 nucleotides long. RefSeq lists its product as uncharacterized. NCBI's taxonomy places the organism in Eukaryota, Viridiplantae, Streptophyta, Magnoliopsida, Poales, Poaceae. The transcript is spliced from 2 exons. The coding region runs from base 119 to 367 and encodes 82 amino acids. The record is from RefSeq and is a predicted model, not a curated record.